AUGGCUGCAAUGCCAAACUUCUACCGGCGGGAAGAAAGGCUUAAUUUACACAUUUCUUUGGAAAAGCAUGUUUCCUGCCUGACUCCACUGAAAGAUAUCACAAAGGAGAAACCUUCCCACAAAGGAUCUGGACUUCCCUCCAGACUUCUUUUCUGCGCACUGUGCGUUUCCUUUGCAUUAGAUGCCACCGCAGAAACCAAAGAGCAAAGCAAAAGCACAAAAGGCAAAAAGAGAGGAUCAGCGAAGGUCAAGAUCCAGCGCCUGAGAGCUCAGGAAUCCUCACCAGACCCAGUGCUGAGGGUGAAUCCAGGGACCUCAACGGAUUACACCCUAGUGGAAGAUUACGAGCAGAGCAUCCAUGAGAUGGUUAACCAGCUGAAGAACAGCUCUGAGCCCCUGGAAAGCAAGUGUCAGGUCAACCUGAGACUCUGGAUGUCCAACAAGAGGAGUUUGUCUCCUUGGGCCUACAGGAUAAACCAUGAUGCAGCGCGAAUCCCAGCUGACAUUCCAGAGGCACUCUGCCUCUGUGCAGGAUGCAUUAAUCCUUUCACCAUGCAGGAAGACCGUACCCUGGUCAGUAUUCCUAUCUACAGCAAAAUCCCAGUGCGCCGCCUGCUGUGUGAGCCAAGCAAAACUCACAGGAAGAAGAAAAAGUGCCACAAAGAAUACAAAAUGGUAAUGGAGACCAUUGCUGUAGGUUGCACUUGCAUUUUCUGAGGACCCACGACGGGCAGGCCUUCUCCCAUCCUUGCAGCGAGGCCCUCUGCUCCCAUUUCCCUAGCCUCCUUCUCUUGCCAGCUGGUGAGCUAAGGGCCCU
Heteronotia binoei (common prickly gecko) is the source of this 817-nucleotide messenger RNA. It is a transcript of the gene IL17B, whose product is annotated as interleukin 17B. Lineage: Eukaryota; Metazoa; Chordata; Lepidosauria; Squamata; Gekkonidae. The coding region runs from base 1 to 717 and encodes 238 amino acids. Gene Ontology annotation, cellular component: extracellular region. The record is from RefSeq and is a predicted model, not a curated record. Gene Ontology annotation, biological process: inflammatory response. Gene Ontology annotation, molecular function: cytokine activity. The transcript is spliced from 3 exons.